GAAUGAUCACGGAUAAAAUCACGGAGACUCCAGGCAGCGACGCGCAGAAUCCAGCGACAAAACAUGCAGCCAACAAUAACUACUGGACCCGAAUGGUGUUGCUGCAGAGGGCGAGGAUCCGAUUGAAGGCGCGCCUGGGCCUCUCCGCCCCGCCCAGGGCGCCGGGCACCCCUUAUAUCUCCUCCCUGAAUAGGAUCCGAACGAGACAUUGGGCAUCCUUGCACGAGGCAGACAUGGCCACUUCCACAGCCGAAAACGGCCACGCUGUGACUCUCUCCGAAAACGGUGUCGACUCCGAAAAACUUGAGGAAUCCUUCCGGAAUGUCAACUUGACGGCUGCA
Darwinula stevensoni is the source of this 341-nucleotide messenger RNA. NCBI's taxonomy places the organism in Eukaryota, Metazoa, Arthropoda, Ostracoda, Podocopida, Darwinulidae. The record is from the annotation of a GenBank genome assembly.